This is a messenger RNA of Cydia amplana, 534 nucleotides long. Its product is annotated as glutathione hydrolase 7-like. The record is from RefSeq and is a predicted model, not a curated record. Gene Ontology annotation, molecular function: glutathione gamma-glutamate hydrolase. The coding region runs from base 1 to 534 and encodes 177 amino acids. Gene Ontology annotation, cellular component: plasma membrane. The transcript has 4 exons. NCBI's taxonomy places the organism in Eukaryota, Metazoa, Arthropoda, Insecta, Lepidoptera, Tortricidae. Gene Ontology annotation, biological process: glutathione catabolic process.
AUGCAGAACGCAACAGACACCACGCCACCAUCAGGUGUGGUGGAAUUGCGCGAAGAUAUCCCACUAAAAGCGGGUGCCAGUAGCGGUGGCAGCUGCGGCACGCCACGCCUCAUCGCUGGAUGCUUCGCGGCUCUGUCCGCGGCUGUGACUAUAGCCCUGCUCACGCAGAUAUAUUAUGGCGACUACCAGGUGGUGCCCCACGGCUCCGUGUCAAGCGCAGCAGAGGCUUGCUCUUCAGCCGGCACGGGUGCUCUCAAAGCCGGCGGACGAGCGAUGGACGCCGCUGCUGCCGCUGCAUUAUGCCUAGCGUUGCUCGCGCCACACCGCACUAGCAUUGACGCGAGCGGAAGCCUCCUCUACUGGGAGUACCGCAACCGCACCGCGCGCGAUGAAGGCCCCACGCUCAUGGAGUGGGGAGGACCGAACCAGGGGGGCGUGCCGCGGCUACUGGCAGCGCUGGCGCAGCUGCAUGCGCGGUAUGGUGCGUUGCCUUGGAGCCAAGUGCUGCAGCCAGCUAUCGACCUCGCCAGGUAA